Xenopus laevis (African clawed frog) is the source of this 780-nucleotide messenger RNA. RefSeq names its product dihydrofolate reductase L homeolog (gene dhfr.L). NCBI's taxonomy places the organism in Eukaryota, Metazoa, Chordata, Amphibia, Anura, Pipidae. The record is from RefSeq and is marked provisional. Gene Ontology annotation, biological process: folic acid metabolic process; dihydrofolate metabolic process; tetrahydrofolate metabolic process. Gene Ontology annotation, cellular component: mitochondrion. Gene Ontology annotation, molecular function: dihydrofolate reductase activity; NADP binding; oxidoreductase activity.
GGGAGGUGUAAAGUGUGGAGGUACCUUUGGACUGAACUAUUUCUUUAGCUCUGGUUCCAUGUGACCCAGGGGCUUCCUAUAGUAUUUCUUUAGUUUAACUGUGUCAGGCUGCUGCACCGCGGGCUGAGAACGUCCCUAAAUCGUGCUGUGAGGCGGCAACUAUGAGGAAUCAAUUUCUACACGCCGUAGUAGCUGUGUGUCCUCCCAACCAGGGCAUUGGCAAAGGGGGAUCCCUGCCGUGGCCUCUCCUCAGGAAUGAAUUCAAACAUUUCCAGCGACUCACCAUGACACCCACAGUUGAAGGUAAGAAGAAUGUAGUAAUAAUGGGCAGAAAAACAUGGUUUUCUAUCCCAGAGAAGAACAGACCUUUGAAGGAAAGAAUAAAUAUUGUAUUAAGCAAAGAGCUCAAGGAACCACCCACGGGGGCUCACUAUCUUUCAAAGAGUUUGACUGAAGCUAUAGAUCUGCUGGAAGAUCCUGAAUUAAAAGAUAAAGUAGACCUUGUUUGGAUUAUUGGUGGCAGUUCGCUCUACCAGGAGUUAAUGGAAAAGCCAAUUAAUCAAAGGUGGUUUGUAACCAGAAUUUUGCAGGAAUUUGAGUGUGAUACAUAUUUACCAGAAAUUAACUUGAAUUCUUUCCAACUACUUCCUCAAUACCCUGGAAUAUCCCCAGAACUACAAGAAGAAAAUGGUGUUCAGUAUAAAUUUGAGGUGUACGAAAAAAUUGUAUGAAAACCAGACCGAUUCCCAGUGUUCUUACACAAUAAAUAUUUUGUAUUGA